UACUUGAAACAACAGCAUUAUUCCAUAGAAUUUAAAGAGAUGUAUUAUUCCAUAGGCUGUAUUAUCCAGACCCACACUCCUAUUCAAAAGGUGGCGGUAAUGCACCUAAAACCUGUUUGGUAACCGCCAAAGAAAAACUAAGAAGAAGACGAAGAAGAAGGUUCUUUUGCUGUCGGUUAUAUCCUGUCUAUGGUUAUAUCUCGUACACAAAACAGAUGACAACAUGACUUCGGAGAAAAAGGUUGACAAGUGGAAUAAAAGAAAACAAUGUUCUGCAAUCAACUGUAAGAAUGACCAGUGUGACAGUAAACACGUGGCCUUUUACCGUUUCCCCAAAGACCCUGACAGGUGUGCCAGGUGGGUGCGGCAUCUCAGAAAUGCAUCACUGAAGAAGAUCAACUCUCAGCUGCUCCACAAGAGCUACAGGGUGUGCAGUAACCACUUUCAGCCUAGCCAGUUCAAGAAGCCAUCUGAUGUCCAUGCAGGAUUGAAACGGAAUGCAGUGCCCACAAGGGCAAAUGCCCCUAACCCACCACCCCCACUUCACGUGGAGUUAAAGAGAAAGCCGCCAAAGCAACGUCAGGAGUUACCGAAAAAGAAACGCAAACAGAGUCAUGUGGUUCACCUAUCAAAUGCAGGUGCAUCCAUUGCAGCAAGUGUUAAACAACCCACUGGUUCAUCAGAGACAAAUGGCACCGUACCAAAUCACCUCACUGUAAUAUCUGUGGUGGCAAGACGUUUAGCGGUAGCAAAGGUAUCACUGAAGUCAACGCCAUCACAGACACCGGUCACUGUACCUAAUAAUGCUGUAACAAGUCCUACAGUGGCACCACAGACAUCACUUCUGCCGCCAAAGCCAACACAGACACCUGUCACUGUACCUGAUGAUGCUGUAGCAAGCCCUACAGUGGCACCACAGACAUCACUGUUGCCACCCAAGCCAUCACAGACACCUGUCACUGUACCUGAUGAUGCUGUAGCAAGACCUACAGUGGCACCACAGACAUCACUUCUGCCGCCAAAGCCAACACUGAUACGUAUCCCUCUACCUAAUGAUGCCUUAACAAGCCCUACAGAGGAACCACAGUCAUUUCUUUUGCCACCAAGGCAACCGCCACCCAAGCGUCCACCUACUUGCAAGGAGCGUCUGAUGAUGGAGAGGAUCAAGAGUCUAAAGUCACGGGUGGCCAAGCUGAAGGCAGAAGUAAAGGAACUGAAGAAAAGCAGCAAAGUAGAUACCAUGGAAGCACUUAUGAAUCAGCUGAAGAAACUCCUACCAGCCCAAACCUUUGCUUUCGUCAGUGCACAAAUCCGUGAAUCACAGCACAAGUCGAAUAAUUUCCGGUGGACUGCUCAGGACAAAGAACUCUUUUUGCCCCUGCUACGAGCCAGUCCAAAGUGUUACAAGUUACUGUCCAACAUUGUUCUUCUGCCAACUGCCCGUACUCUACAGAAGUAUGUGCAGUCCACUGGUUUCAAAUCUGACCAAAAUAGUCUUCCCAUGACGAAGCAGACGAAGCAGAAGAAGACCACUAAGCCUAUAGAUGAGAUCAGUGAUUCUAUUCUGGAGUCUGUUGAUGACCCUGCAGAGGGUUCUUUCACUUCACUGGAACAACUGGAGGUAUUGGAGUGUCCUUUUGUACCGGAGGAACUGCAGGGUCCUUUUCCACCGGAGAAACUACUGAUGACCCCCCUGAGGAUGCCAUACUGAAAUAGGCCCUUUUCCACCAGAUCAACUGUUUCAUAUUUCUUAACACUGCUGGUGGAAGUCCCCCUUUAUCUGUGUCUUCACGUGGCAGGAACUGGGGGCGAUCGUAGUUCUUUGAACACCAAUUCCAGGGGCGUUUUAGUUCCAGUUUCAGAGAAUAUACUCACAGAAACCAUGAGUGAUGUGUGCUUAGUGAGAUGACGCCACUGGUUUCAGCAACGUCUGCCUGCCUUUGACCAUGAUGGAAGUAUACUGGUUUACAUGGCAGGGUAUAUGGUUGGCAGCGGGGAGAUUCACAGACAGUAUAGAGGGAUUCUCUGGCUCACUUUGGAGUCCUGAGGAACUCUAUGGUCCCCAUGAAGCAAGAACAGGACUCUACAUGGCCGCUGUAUGUGUAAUGAAGCACAAAGUCUGACUCGUGGUCAUUUGGACUUCCUUAUCUUGAGAUGUUCACCAGCUGUGUGCCCUAGACACGUUAUAAUUAUGCUGCACUGACCGGAAUGUUCUUAAAGCAAGAGACUCCUCGUGCUCUGGCUAAACUCUGGACACCAUCAAAGUGCAGACUAAUGAAGGGGGCCAAAGCAUAAAAUACUUGCAAUCAUAAAUGUAAACCAUUUUAUUAUAAUGUCUGUAUAGGCCUGUGCUCUAUAUGAAGAAUCAAAUAAAAAAGCAGGUAGAAGCCAACUGCAUUUUGUGUA
Molecule: messenger RNA, 2406 nt
Organism: Alosa sapidissima (American shad)
Lineage: Eukaryota; Metazoa; Chordata; Actinopteri; Clupeiformes; Clupeidae
Product: wiskott-Aldrich syndrome protein family member 1-like
Exons: 5
Coding region: 224-1711 (495 amino acids)
Source: RefSeq, a predicted model, not a curated record